UGAGAUGUGCGCGUCUGAUGGGCACUUGGUUUUAUAGGAAGGGCGCAAGCCGAUGUCAUUUGGGCGCAGCCUAUUGGCCCGUCUGCCUCAUGCGCUCGGACCUCUCUCGCUCGCUCGUACCUAUCAUGUCGGAUCCUUCGGCUUCCUCACUCUCUUUCUCUUUGGAUCGUUCGGACUUCAACAUGUUAUUGACGAUAUGCUGGAAGACAAUGGCCCAUCUAGUCCGAGUGGUCACAAUCAUCGGGUGUGGAUGAGUACAAAUAGCGCAAAACACCAAUAUGAAAGGUUGCAACGCUUACAGACAGAUUCUUGCACUUAGUAGUACUCCUUAGUAGGCUUCAGUCUUUACUUGUAAGCUGUAGCUCCCAAUGAGAAAGUCCUCAAGUCUUCACCGG
This is a messenger RNA of Suillus subaureus, 395 nucleotides long. RefSeq lists its product as uncharacterized. Lineage: Eukaryota; Fungi; Basidiomycota; Agaricomycetes; Boletales; Suillaceae. The record is from RefSeq and is a predicted model, not a curated record. Bases 53 to 319 code for a protein of 88 amino acids. The transcript has 2 exons.